This is a messenger RNA of Microdochium trichocladiopsis, 1674 nucleotides long. RefSeq lists its product as uncharacterized. Gene Ontology annotation, biological process: regulation of DNA-templated transcription. The record is from RefSeq and is a predicted model, not a curated record. NCBI's taxonomy places the organism in Eukaryota, Fungi, Ascomycota, Sordariomycetes, Xylariales, Microdochiaceae. The transcript is spliced from 4 exons. The coding region runs from base 1 to 1674 and encodes 557 amino acids. Gene Ontology annotation, molecular function: DNA-binding transcription factor activity, RNA polymerase II-specific; zinc ion binding.
AUGACCGCCAUCCCCAUCCGUGGCCUCUCCCCCACGUCAGACUCGUCCACGUUGGACGAGUCCACGUCGGACUCCGCUGCCUCAGCCCCCUCCAAUACUCAGCCCCCGCCGCCCAAGAAGCAAUGUUGGGAGUGCCAGCGCCGUCGUGUCGUCUGCGACUCGGUCGAGCCCGUCUGCGGCAAGUGCGAGGCCAUCGGCGUCGUCUGUCCAGGCUUCGACGACAAGAAGCCCCUCGUGUGGCUCGCCCCCGGCAAGGUCACCGCCCGGCCGCGCAAGAAGAAGCGCGCACCCAACGGCGCCAGGGCCAUGGCCUCGGCGGCAAAGAGGGGCUCCGAGCUCAUCUCCCGGCUCACAGGGGAGAAGCCUGAAAAGAUCGACCUGCGACCCAUAGAGCGGCAGUUGACCAAGCACAAUGCCCUGCGCAAAGCCGCCGGCAAGAACAAGGACAUGUACGACUCCACCUUCAUCCUGUUCCCCGAGCUGGUUUACGACAAGGACAUUGAGCAGAUAUUCCAGGCUGCUCGGUAUUACGAUCUACAGAUGUACCCAGAGUAUGAGCCCAUCCUGGCAAUGAUACCCCAGGCCUUCAUCCGGCGCUUCGAGCUGCCGACUGUGCCCUACUUUCCGAUGGCGAUUCGGCACAGCGUCAUCUGCAUCACGCUCGGCCACCGCAUCCACAAGCUGCCGACCACAACGGACCCGGCAUUUGUCUUCAAGAGUUGGGAGGUCUUCUACCGGCACCGCGGCAAGGCCAUCGCCGGGCUGACCGCGGACAUGGGCAGCCUGGACCCAGUCAGGCGCUUCAUCGCGCUGAUCGGCACUGCGACGUUCCUCAUGGUUGAUAUCCAACAAUGCUACCCAGACUGGCGCAUCCACUAUGUUGGGCUGCGACAUCUGAUCGACCUGUGCGGUGGCCUCGACUUUGUCCAGUCCUUGGCCGAAGAGACAAAAUCCGUCAUGCACGUAUACAUGCUCUGCGGCAUGUUUGCAAACGCCAUCACCCACCGCACCCAGCAGCUCACCUGCGUCAGCAUCGACGAGCAGCGAAGAUUCAUCGAGAACUCGUACGACGAAAAGAUCAUGCCGUACUUCAUGUGCCCUCGCACGUUGCUCCUCGCCAUAGUCAACAUCAACGAGCUCCGCGCCGAGGGCAUGCUGCACCAGUUCCACCUGCCCGACGAGCCCUCCCCCUUGCCCACGCCGGCCGAGCUUCUCGCGCAGAUCGACGCGUUCGACCCGGUCCCGUGGUCCGACAGCAUCACCAAGGGCCACCAGCCGCAGGUCGUCGCGCUGGGGGAGCUGUUCAAGACGACGACCCGGCUGUACUGCAUCCUGUCGCUGCAGGCCGUCGGCUUGAUCCCGCGCACCGUCGAGCUCGAGGUCACCAAGGCGCUGCACGGGGACAAGCUGUUCGGCAUGCUGCGCGCGCAGAUGCGGUCCAACAUCCUCAUGCAGAAGUCGUGCCUGUUCAGCGUCGCCGUCGCCGGGUUCAUGGCCGCGCACCGCGGCGAGGAGGACAGGGUGUACAUCCGCGACGAGUGCGAGUUCCUGAGCCGCUCGGCAGGCCAGGCGUCGCCCCUGAUGCUGAAUGUCGCGCUGCAGUCGUUCUGGGAGUCCGGGCGGACUGAGUGGGACGAGUGCUUUGAGCAAGGGUAUGCGCUUUCUGUGUGCUGA